AUGAAGCUGCUCGUCGGCGCGGCGGGGGUGAAUACGCCCAACUUUGUGCUGCUGGAAAACACGGAGGGGCUGGCGAAGAAGUGUCGCCACCUCCGCUUUCCUGUGAUUGUGAAGCACCUUUCUGGCUACGCCUCGGUGGGAAUACACAAGGACAACCGCUGUGACACCUUGGAUGAGCUGAAGGUGAAGGUGCAGGCCUUUUUGGGGGAGUUUAACCACGCCCUCGUCGAGGAGUUUAUUCGCGGCCGCGAGGGCACCGUCCUCGCCUGCGCGGACAGCGGCAGCCAGUUUGGGGUGAAGGUCUUUAAGCCGCUCAUGUUUAAGUUCCUGGAGAACGACGACGACUUUGCCUACUUUGAGAAGAAGUGGACGAUGGAGUGCGACGACAGCGCCUACGGCUUCCUGCCGCACAACGACCCUGCCUACCCCCUCAUCAUCGACACCGCCCGCAACGCGUUUCGGCACAUCAUGAACGGCGUCGGCUACGGCCGCGUGGACUUCCGCAUCGACGCCAAGGGGGACGUGUACUUUCUGGAGAUCAACCCCAACUGUGGGAUGUGGUACGACGAGAAGGACGGCGGCGACUUUGCGGAUGUGAUGGUGCAGGGCGACAAGUCGUGGGACCACGACCGGUUCAUUCGCAACGCCAUACUCCGCGCGGUGCGGGAGCAGGCGGCGCGGCGCCCGUGGUACUUCAUCAGCCACGACUCGAAGGGAAACUUCUCCACGCGCGCGCGCAAGACGGUGCGGGCCGGCAAAAGCCUCUUCUGCGACGCCGUCCACCCCGUCCCUGUCGUUGCCCAGGCGCUCUACAAACUGGGCGAGGAGGACCCCACCGUCGGCUGCGUUAUUCUGCGUGGGGAUCGGCUGCACCAGGCGGUGGCGAUUCGGCACUCGUGUGAGCCAAACAUGCAGUUCAUGCAGGGCCGCACCCUCACGCUGGUGGCGAAGCGGACAAUAAACGUGGGCGAGGAACUGACGCUUGACUACGCCACCCUGUGCGACGAACAAAUGCCGCCCUUUGCGUGCAGCUGUGGGACAAGCAACUGUCGCAGUGUCAUUUUCCCCUCUUCCCCCACGCCUCGCACGCUAGAGGGAAAGAACAUACGGCAGAUGUUGCGGGAAAAGAAGCGGGCGUGGUACAAGGAGAAAGAGGACCGUGAGGCGGAGCGUAUGCUAAAGAAGCGGGCCGCAAGGGGCAAAGGCAGCGGUGCAUCCGCCUCCGCAUCCCUGUCCUCAGCGUUCCCUUCCGUGUCAAGCACGCCAACGGCAGGUGCACCGUCUACUUCCUCCGCUGGAAUAAGUUCGUCUAGCAGCAGCAGCAGCAGCAGCCACAGCGGCAGCAGUGCGCUGCACGGCACAACUGCCAAGAGGUAG
Messenger RNA from Trypanosoma conorhini, 1377 nucleotides. RefSeq names its product methyltransferase/D-alanine--D-alanine ligase. The transcript has a single exon. Bases 1 to 1377 code for a protein of 458 amino acids. The record is from RefSeq and is a predicted model, not a curated record. Gene Ontology annotation, molecular function: metal ion binding; protein binding; ATP binding. NCBI's taxonomy places the organism in Eukaryota, Euglenozoa, Kinetoplastea, Trypanosomatida, Trypanosomatidae. Gene Ontology annotation, biological process: peptidoglycan biosynthetic process.